Molecule: messenger RNA, 1663 nt
Organism: Syngnathoides biaculeatus (alligator pipefish)
Lineage: Eukaryota; Metazoa; Chordata; Actinopteri; Syngnathiformes; Syngnathidae
Exons: 4
Coding region: 336-1445 (369 amino acids)
Molecular function (GO): sequence-specific DNA binding
Source: RefSeq, a predicted model, not a curated record
AAGUUAUGAAAAAUCCAAUUGAUUUUUGCAUAUUACACUAUAACCUAUCAUCAAUAUAAUACUUAAAUUCAAUUGAAAGGUUACUGCAUCCUCUGAUAGUUGUUGAAAGGUUCCCGGUGAUGAGAGAAUCCCGUUAGGGGCUUUUCAACCAAUCAGCCCAGGAGCUUUUGAGUUCCUGGUUGCCCACGUGGUAUGUGUUUCCAUUGCUCUAAUUAAUCCAGGGUAGCUGAAGCUAAUAAGGGCGAUAUUACUCAUUACUGACGUCUAUUGGAUCUAAAAAGUUAUUGUAUUUCAAGCUUUCAAUGUCUUUUACAUCUUAAUAUAAAUUGAUUUUGAUGGCUUUUGAACCUAACCCUUUAUCCGGGAGAGACGAUGGAGAACUGAUUCACAUUUGCAAUGCCAACAUGGCUGCAGACAAGUCUUUGGGUAAACUGGAAUGUCCAUCCAUUCAUCCAUUUUCUGAGCCGCUUAUCCUCACGAGGGUCGCAGGAGUGCUGGAGCCAACCCCACCUGUCAUCGGGCAGGAGGCAGGUUACACCCUGAACUGGUUGCCAGCCAGUCGCAAGGCACAUGGAGACAGACAACAGUUGCACUCGCAAUCACACAAACAUUUUGACCAUACCCAAAGAGAGUUGAACCAUCCUGAGAAACCUUUGAAAUGGAACGCUGUGCCUAACAUUUUUGCACACACUAAGAAAGUUGCAGCAAGACGACCCAGAAAGCAAAGAGUAGAGCCUGAUCCUCCCAAAUUUUGGAACGAGCUGGAUCAUCCGUAUGCUCAAAAAUAUAAUUGUGGGUGUGGCGCAGCUGAACUUUCAGUUUCAGACAACAAUAUGGCUGAUAUCAUUAAAGCAGAGGUAGCAGCUCAAGAUGUGGUCAAUCCUGUCCCUGCUGUACCUGCGCCACCCACUAUAACCAUUGUUCCUCUAAAUCCUGAUGACCAGAUUCGCAAACUUCAAGCUCAAAACCUCAUCUUACAAAGGAAGCUUCGGUAUGAACAACGCUUAAGAAGAUCAAUAGCAAAUGAGCGGUCUGUAAUGCAGGAGAAAAUGAUGAUGGUGUUUAACAAUAACCAGCUCGAGAAUAUGAGUAAGAAGUCAUCGUGUUCCUUCAAGUGGUCAAUGGAUACGUACAGAAAAGCCCUGAAGCUUAGAAAUGCUUGUGGAAAAACGGGUUACGAUGAACUUUUGCGUCAAGGUUACCCUCUGCCCUCGCUUCGUUCUCUGCGGCGGAAGGACGUCGUCUCCAUGGAGUCUCAAAUCCAAGAGGAGACGCUGAAGACCUCUUCAACAAAUGACAAUGAAAGAGAUUGUUCCGUUGCUUUGGAUGAGACUGCCAUCGUAAGUGACUGUCAAAAUGAUAAGAGUAGUUGCAGCUUUCGUGAAGAUGCUACUCCAGGUUCUAGUGCGACACUAACACAGACCGUUGUCCUUGUUGCCUCUUAAAGGCGAAGGUUUUUUUCACAAUUUUUUGUAAGAACCCGCCGUGCCUGAAGUAGACCCAUCAGAGACAGAAGAUUUGACCACUGAGUUGUUUUCUUUGGUAAAAACUCCAAUUGGAGGUACACGAUUGGGCCUGAGCCCCGCUCGACAGAUUUUUCUUUUAUUAAUGUAUUGCUGUCAGGUCGUCCUGGCAGCAUUAACAAAAUAAAAAGUGAAACUUC